AUGGAUAUCUCUGUUCUUCCUAACAACAACCAUCCAGAGAAGUUCCUCCAGCUGGAUGUGGGAAUGCUGCCGGUCACACACGGCAUGUUCCAGGUUGGAGCACUCAUGUCCAGUCAGAGACACUGGCAGAACAGGGUCUAUUUCCAGAGGGAACAAGGGUUAAAUAGUGACAGCAGGUCUCCUCCAUCACCAGAGGACACUCCUGUGGUGUUUGUGGACAGAUAUCUAGAGAAGCACAUCACUCCAGUCACUCUGAAGUCCAACAUUAAGAGGAACCCUCUGUACAUGGACAUAAGAUUGAUGGACACAGAGGACAAAGAGAAGUCCAAACCCUCCUGGACUGUGAAGGAGUACGACACACAGACCAUCCACGGCAACCUGGCACACUAUUUAAAGGAGGAAGAGAAGACUCCUAAAGAUCUGGACUUCUGGCUGGAGGACCUCUACACACCAGGAUUUGACUCUUUACUGAAGAAGAAAGAAGCAGAACAGAAAAAGAGAAAACUGUGCAAGCUGCUUUCUUUAAUCAUUUUCUCUGUUUGUGCACUUCUUAUAGUCAUCAUAGUGCCAGUUGUGCUUCUACAGAAGAAAGACUGA
This is a messenger RNA of Scomber japonicus (chub mackerel), 597 nucleotides long. Its product is annotated as major intrinsically disordered NOTCH2-binding receptor 1-like. The coding region runs from base 1 to 597 and encodes 198 amino acids. Lineage: Eukaryota; Metazoa; Chordata; Actinopteri; Scombriformes; Scombridae. The transcript has 3 exons. The record is from RefSeq and is a predicted model, not a curated record.